Molecule: messenger RNA, 491 nt
Organism: Haliotis rufescens (red abalone)
Lineage: Eukaryota; Metazoa; Mollusca; Gastropoda; Lepetellida; Haliotidae
Product: CD82 antigen-like
Exons: 5
Coding region: 21-491 (156 amino acids)
Cellular component (GO): membrane
Source: RefSeq, a predicted model, not a curated record
UCAAGACUACACACGCUAAGAUGGAGCUGGGCUGGUGUACAAAGACCUUCAGGUGCCUCUUCAUCUUCUUCAAUGUCAUAUUUGCUAUUGUCGGAAUAGCCACAAUAGGACUUGGCAUUUUUCUCAAAGUGAACCCCUUUAUUACUUACAUCACUCAAAUUAAGCUGGAUGGAAGUAGUACAUUUCUCGCCAACAGCGUCUGGAUCAUCAUUGGCAUUGGGGCCCUUGUGGUCUUUGUUGGCUUCUGUGGCUGUGUCGGAGCUGCUGCCAGGAACAAGUAUUUGCUAGGAAUGUACAUCGCCUUGUCCCUGACCAUCCCCAUCGUAAUACUGGUGUUCAUCAUAUCGGCAGCCAAGAUCUUUAAUCUGGAAAAGGAUAGAGACCAUUUCAGUAGCACCCUUAAAAACCGUUUGCAGAACAAGUACAGCGAGAAUGCUACCGAGUUCACCAAACCUUGGGACUAUGUUCAAAAACAGGAACUGUACAUGUAG